AUGCUCUGGCAGUGCCCGACUAAGCACAUUGACCAGAUGGAAAGCCUACCUGCACAGUGCAAAAUUUUCAAUACCAGCUCUUUGAAUGCAGAAAUGCAUGAAAUUCUUGGACCAGUGUCCUAUAUAGAAGAUUCAACAGCUAAAGUUGCUGCACCUGAAAUACCUGUUGAAAUGCCCACUAUGGAAGGCAUGGGUAUCAUUCCAGAGUCUGCUUGUUACACUGAUGGGUCUGCUAGCAGGCUGUCUCCCACAUGGACAGCUGUGGAAGUGCAACCCAGUACUGACAUUAUGCGCAACUGUCUGUCUCAUAUCCUGAACACCAAAACGACCCAGAGGAGGAUAAUCAGAGAAGCUCUCAACACACAUGGGCUUGCCAGGAACCAUAUCAACGAUGGCAGCAUCACCAGAUUUCAGAAAUUUGGGGCCAUCUUCCAGCUUCUUACCAGAAUGAUGAUCAAUCUUCUCCUUCAGCUCAGCAAACUUGCAAGCAAUGUGAGCUGUGUGACAAUCCAGCACAGGUGCAUAGCCAGCACUGAUUUGGCCUGGAUGGUUCAGGAUAAUCACCUGAGCAGUGAAACCAGCUGCUUCCAUUGGUGGAUCAUUUUUGCUGUCACCAGCCACAUUGCCAUGAUGAACAUCUUUUACAGACACGUUCUUGACAUUGAAGCCCACAUUGUCCCCAGGAAGAGCUUCACUCAAAGCUUCAUGGUGCAUCUCAACAGACUUAACUUCAGUUGUAAUGUUGACUGGAGCAAAGGUGACCACCAUGCCUGGUUUGAGAACAUCAGUCUCCACUCGGCCUACAGGGACAGUACCAAUACCACCAAUUUUGUAGACAUCCUGAAGAGGCAGAUGCAAGGGUUUGUCAGUUGGACAAGUGGGUGGCAGGAUGCAAUCCAGAGCUUCAAGCAGCAUGGUUCCACUGGCAUUGCCAUCCUUACGGGUGACUUUCCAUCCCUUGAACCAAGGCAUGUUAGUACUUGGCUCCAGCAUGUUGUCACCAUUCCAACCAGAAAUUGGCACAAAUGCUACUGUGCUGGGGUUGUAGCCAAUCUUCUUAAUGUAGGUGCUGACUUCCUUAAUGAUUUCCUCGUAUCUCUUCUGGCUGUACGGUGGCUCAGUGGAAUCCAUUUUGUUAACACCAACAAUUAG
Molecule: messenger RNA, 1152 nt
Organism: Choloepus didactylus (southern two-toed sloth)
Lineage: Eukaryota; Metazoa; Chordata; Mammalia; Pilosa; Megalonychidae
Source: RefSeq, a predicted model, not a curated record